This is a messenger RNA of Ruditapes philippinarum (Manila clam), 1081 nucleotides long. RefSeq names its product C-type lectin mannose-binding isoform-like. Gene Ontology annotation, cellular component: external side of plasma membrane. Gene Ontology annotation, biological process: biological process involved in interspecies interaction between organisms. Gene Ontology annotation, molecular function: carbohydrate binding. The record is from RefSeq and is a predicted model, not a curated record. Lineage: Eukaryota; Metazoa; Mollusca; Bivalvia; Venerida; Veneridae. The transcript has 2 exons. Bases 208 to 1002 code for a protein of 264 amino acids.
CGGAUAUGUUAAUAAAUUUCCUUGUUACUCCUAUAUAUUUCAUCUUAAAACCUUUAAGUUACUGAAUGUAUCACCAGUCUUUGUUACUCCAGUAGGUAGUAGACAGGUGAAACAAAAUUGACAGUAGGACAGAGUACUGCACGUUCAAGUCGUUAAGGAAAACUGACACCCCAUUUCAUAUCUAAAGAAAGCAUUUCGAUAAAGAUAAUGAAUGUCCCGAUCGUGUAUACGUUUCUGUUUGCAAUACUUGCAUUACGCGUAUCGAGUUUAGAAAAAUCAGCAAACAACAAUAUAAGUGGACAGACCCUGUAUAACGUUGGCAAAAAUUACAACAUGACAUUGCUAAGCAUUUUUGGUAAGGCUAUGAAGAACAUAGAAUCUGAUGUUCGGGAAGUAGCAGAGGAAAUGUGCCGUCAGCAUCGUUGUAGUGAAUGGUCAAAGUGGUCUGACUGUGAUGCCAGCGCAGAUACACAAAAACUUGUCGGUGUUCAAACAAGAUCAAGGACAUGCGGGGAAAACACUACCAUGUGCGAGCGAUAUGGAAUAUCUAGAAGAGUUUUGGAUUAUAAGGUCUGUGAAAAUGGAUUUAGAUGUCCUAAGGAAUAUAUGUUCACAACAAAUGGCUUUUGCUUAAAAUACUACACAAGUCCGAAAUCCUGGGAUAACGCUGAAGCUGUUUGUCGAUCUGAUGGUGGUCAUCUGGUGCAUGUUGAUUCAGAAUUGAAAGCCAAGGACAUAAACGAAACCUUUCUUGCACUUCCGCCAAGUAUCAGUUGGUUGUGGAUAGAUGGUCGACGAUCGGUUCAAGCAGGACCUUGGUCGUAUGGGUACAAAGUAACACAUCCAAAUUUCACUUAUUGGGGUGACAAUGAUCCUGAUAAUGGAGCAACUGAACUCUGUAUGCUCUACCAUAAAAGUGAAAAAACAAAAUUUCUUUGGCGUUGGUUUGACUAUCAUUGUCAUAACACAUUUAACUUCAUCUGCCAAAUUCUUGCAGAGUAAUCGUUUAAUAUUUGAAUUCAUAUCCGGUUUUAGGAAUUCUGCUGUAUUCUUUUCUGUUUUUUUUUUAUAUUAUAGGAAA